Molecule: messenger RNA, 1505 nt
Organism: Leptidea sinapis
Lineage: Eukaryota; Metazoa; Arthropoda; Insecta; Lepidoptera; Pieridae
Exons: 7
Coding region: 117-1070 (317 amino acids)
Source: RefSeq, a predicted model, not a curated record
AGUCAAACCAUCGCACAAGCAACACGCACUUUCACUGGUGAUCAUUACUUCCUGAAGGAAAACAGACAAGUGUUGAGUGAUAACAGUGAUUCUGACAGCCUAUUCGGAGAUUAAGGAUGCAUCCAAAGGUGACAGGUUGGGCAUUGUUGGCCCUUAUUAGUUCAUCAGCUAUACUUCACACGUUGGCAUAUCCACAGCAUGCACCACUCAUAUCACAGGCUACAAGCAAUGUGCGGACACAAAAUCCACAAUAUUAUAGUAACUCAUUACCUCUACCAAACGAACAAAUUGCCCAAGAACGUAAAUUCGCCGAAAAACCAAAUGCGCUGAAGAAAGUAGCGCUAGACGACAUUGACGAAAUACAAAACAAUUCAAUAUCAGAUGGCGGAUUCUCCUGGUCUAACAUGUUAGGAAUGGUUAUGCAAAUGCUUUUCAAUCCUGCCACAACCGGGCCAAACAAGAGUGACAACAUUGACACGGAAUCCGUAGCGCCAUCCCCAUGGGCAAAUCUUUUGACCAUGGGACUGAAGAUUCUCACCGCUUUACUAGGCGGAGGAGCCUCAAACGACGGUAUCGAUAAAGUCGACAACGGCUCUUCGCCAAUGCAGAGUAUUUUGGCUGCGGUUCUGUCGACGGUGCUCGGUGCAAAAGAUCCCGACCAAGUCGCCUCCAUGGCAAAGCAAGCUGGAGAGUUUAUCAACAUCGUCGUCAACCUUCUCGAUGCAUUGAAGACAUCAUUCUCGCAUCGGUCGCUGGCGGCGCGCUCAAUGGGCCGCAAAGACUCGGUCAGUGAUGCAGCACUUGCCGGUAUCGCGAUGAUGAAGACAUACGUAAAAUCCUUCGGAACUAACGACGACAAGUGCCUCCAGAAAUACGUGUGUGACGCAAAUAGCGAAUGCUCUUCUGACAUCGGGCCUAAGAGCGUCUUCUGUCAACUUGGAACGUACGCUGCCAGUUUCGUGCUAGAAAGGCAGUCGGCGGGCACUUUUAACCAGUUCUACGAGGCAGGACGUCGCGGCCGCUCCGGAAUCGAUUGCCGUCAAUUAUACCUCGAAUGUAACGAGGUGUAACCGAACACAUAAAAGUUUCAGUGCCUUUGAACAUUAAUCUCAAAUUGGCCAAUAUAUCUCGUAUCGUUUUCUCAAAAUUCAUCAUUUUGUAUGGAGUGUGAAUACUGUGCAGUGAUCUUUCCCCGUCGCUUAAGGACUUCAAUUCCCCCUUAAUUUAUUUAUUUAAUAAUUUAUUUAACUUAUUCUAGAUGUAAUAAAUAGGCAUUUUAACUGAAAUGUUCCCCAGUAGAAUCCGUCCAGCAAAUAAAAUUGGCAUAGAUUUACCAACUCGUAAAUCUGCCACAUUUUAAUCGUAACGACUGAGUUUGUAUGUGUGAUAUGGUUAAUAAUUUAUAUCACCUCGUAGCCUAAGAUAUUGUGAAUAUUUUUGUGAUUGGUAUGAUUGAGGACGUCCUGUAUGAUUGUGAUUGUAAAAUAAAUAAUUUAAAAUAAAAA